This is a messenger RNA of Falco peregrinus (peregrine falcon), 6327 nucleotides long. It is a transcript of the gene EMB, whose product is annotated as embigin. The coding region runs from base 714 to 1832 and encodes 372 amino acids. Lineage: Eukaryota; Metazoa; Chordata; Aves; Falconiformes; Falconidae. The record is from RefSeq and is a predicted model, not a curated record. Gene Ontology annotation, cellular component: plasma membrane; axon. The transcript is spliced from 11 exons. Gene Ontology annotation, biological process: dendrite self-avoidance; axon guidance; homophilic cell-cell adhesion. Gene Ontology annotation, molecular function: cell-cell adhesion mediator activity.
CACAGAUCAAAACAGUCUAAGCAAUUAAAUUGUGAUUGUAAAGGCACUAAGAUGCAGUCAAAGUCCGGAGAAGCAUUUGUUAGAAACAGUGCUCCCCCGGCAUUGCCACCCAAGCCAGGAGAUGCAGAGCAAGAGAUGUGAAAAGCCACAGCUCUCAUACAGUAUAACCCAGCUGCCCUGGAGCCACUGACCCUCAAAGCUGGGCUCUCCAGAAGAUCACCAGCCAAAGGGCAGCGGCGCGCUGCGCUCUGCCCCCGCCAGCCUCCUCCAGGCAGACGCGGCCAGAGCCGGCUGCCGGGCCCAGGUGGUCCUGCGGCCACAGCCACCUUCGGCCAAAAGUAAGACACGUCCCAGCCCCGCCGGGCGCUCUGUCCGCGUCUGCCCCCGGCGGGGCUCGGGCCGGAUCAGCUGUGCGGGCCUCUCCAAUUAGCCACCGGGGCUCACCCACGCCCUUCCUCCCGCCGCAUAAAGGCCGGCGGGGCCGCACACGCCGUCGGCAGUGAUAUGCCCUCACCGUGAGGAGGAGCGGUUGUGCCUGCAGCGGCUCCCCGGCCUGUCUCUGCCGGUCGUUGCCUGGUCUGCCUUGUUCGUGGAUUUGGGGCCGCUUUCCUUGGUUUCGAUCCCUGUCGUCACUGCGGCAGCCGGCCGCCCCGCAGAACCGCAGCGGCCCGCUUCAGCCCAGCCCGCUGCCGGUGCGCCGCCGCGGGGGCACCAUGCCUGCCGCCUUCUCCGGCAAGCGCCCGGGGCUGCGGCUGCUGCUGCUGCUCUGCCUCAGUCUCUCGGGCGGGAGCCCGGCAGAUCCAACUGUGACAACACAAGAUGCCAGCCACUCUCAGGCAAACUCUUUGACUAAGAUGCAAACUGGACUUAAUGUCUCUUCUCCUGAGCCCAUGACAACUACACGAACUGUCAACAGGCAAACUCAGGGGAGCCCUUCAGAUCAUUUGACAUUUGGACAUAAUGUAUCUGUACCUGGUCCAGAUCUUACCACGCAAGAGUUCAAGCAGGAAACCAAAGAGCACGUGUCUAAUGCCACUUUUGUGGAGUAUGAGAUACUCCUGCCUGGUGUUUCUGGUACUUCCACGGAAAAGAAUAUCACUUUAGACCGUGCAACUAGAAUUGAGCUUUCAUGCAGAUUGGACAAUAAACACUCUCAUUUAAAAAGUCUUCAAGUCACUUGGAAGUGGGGAAAUGAAACACUCAGACACAUCAACAAAACUGAAAACAGCUGGGGCAUCCAAUUGAGGAUCUGGGAUAACAGUCAGCUGGGAAGCUACAGUUGUACUCUGAAAGGUGAAGAAGAAAUCAGUGCUGUGUUUCAUUUACAAGUACCGAAAAUUGAAGGAAAAGAAAAACCCAUAGUCAGUUAUGAAGGAGAUACAGCUGUGAUGAUUUGUAAAAGUUUUGGCUAUACUCCCACUGCUUGGACCUGGUAUAUGACCAAUGGAAGUGAACAGGUUGCCAUUAAUGACUCUUUGCUGGCAGACAAGUAUGUAAUUAAUAGAGUAUCUGCCAAUGUAACCCAUCUGAAGAUACUGAAGCUCACCAAGGAAGACAAUGGUAUAUAUUGGUGUGAAGCUGGUUUUGAAUUAGGGAAAAGUAAAGGAAAGCUGAAGCUUAAAGUUCUAUCCCUCAUGGUGCCUCUCAAACCCUUUCUAGCAAUUGUGGCUGAAGUUAUUGUUUUAGUAACUGUUGUUUUCCUGUAUGAGAUGUAUUCAAAAAAGAAGGAGAAAUGUGCAGCAGAUGAAAAAGAAUUUGACCAAAUUGAGCAACUUAAAUCUGAAGAAAGCAAUGGUCUGGAAAACAGUAGCACUAGGCACAGAAAAAUUUAAUCUGGUUCCUAAAAAGGAGAUUUAAGCCGACAGAAGUGGAAAUCAUCACAAAGCUACAGAAGAUGUAUGCAGCUAUGCAUUUUAAAUGUCUGCUAUGCUUCUAAGUAGACUCUACACUUAAGCUAAAUAAGAUGCUUUGAAAGUAGCUGUGAAACUGCUCAUUUUAUACAGAUGAUAAUGUAUUCUGAUAUAAUGCAUUUAGGUCUCUGCUGUCUGUACCAUUGCCAUUUUAUUACUAAAAGGCAAUUUUUACAUGAUCAGACUUCCUGUUUUAUGACUGAUCCAUUUGACUUUGUCCUGAAUUGGAACUAACCUUGUAUUCACUGAAUGAACAGGAAAUAUAGAAUGAGCCUAUUAUCCAAGUGUUAUAAAGCUGGACUUUUAAGAUCAAAAAGUAUCACCACCAAAGAAAACACCUUUUAAUAGCAGAUGAAGCAAAUGUGACACAGCUUUUUUUACCAAAGAAAUGGUCAAAGGGAAAUCUUUAUCAUGAUUUAAAGGAAAUGAUAACAGUUUCGCAGUUUGCUCUGAACAGUAAAGUGUCUUCAUUCUAACUUUUCUUUGCUUCAUUUAAAUGAGAAAGAAAUAUUGGUAUGUUCUGAAUACUUAAGAUACAAAUCUUCUUAAGAUGUCCUGCUAUUUGUGUGCUACUAUAUUCUAAUUCUAAGUAAGUUGAGCACUUAAAUACUGUACAGAUCAGAAAAUUCAGCAGUAUUUCAGAGUAGGUGAAAGAAGCAAAGGGGAUACAGUACCAUACCAGAAUAUAACUGAAAAUUAUUUAUGCUUGCACAAAUUACUGCAGGAUCUGAGAGAUGCCAAUCCAGUUUUGCAAUUAUAAUUUAUUUGGAACACAGAUUUCACAAUAUACCUGUAUCUUAUGUUCUUAUCAUACAUCCUGUGUAGUUGGUACCCUUACUACUUGUGGCAUAUUGAAUUAUUCUUUAAACUCCACUCAGAGCACAGAGAAGCUAAAAUUUUCAGGGUAACAGGAUAAGCAACAUGAAUACAAUUAAUUCUCUAAUACAUAAAAUUGUGACACUGCUGUUAUGAUUUAUGGCUUUGCUUUAGAUGAGCUAAUUGCCAUAAUUACACAAUUUAGUUGCAUUAUGCAUUCAGCAAUUGAAAAAUGUGCAGCUAAUAGAAAAGCAGGUGAUGGCAUUUGUUGCUGUUGCUUGCUAACCCAAAAGAAAAAUAACAGAAACUUCCAUUUUAAGAAAGGCAAAUAUAAAGUCUUCAAAAGAUUUUCUUCUCUCAAAAUAUGUAAGGAAAAACCAGGCAACAUUUGCAAACUCCCUGAGGAAGUAGAAGGAAAAAAACAACAAACAUUUAAACAAUUUCCUCAAAGUGGUUGUUUCUCUUUGAACAUAAAGGAAUACAGAAAAAUAAAAGAUGAAAUAGAUUUAAUUCCCUUUAUUUUUUCUAUUUUACUGUUCUUAUGGGUUUGAAAUUACCAAAGCCUAGCAUUGGCUGUUCUCUUGGAGAUGGCGGACAAAAUCCAGUAUGACUCACAUUUUUUUUGGUUUUGUAGUUUAUUUUGCAGCUUUAACUGCAAGUUAAGCCCAAAUAAAAAACAAUGGGAAGUAUAUAAGCAUUGAGUGAUUGACUGUAAGGGCUGAACAGUGAUAAAGAUUUCCCUUGCUAAGAUACUGUUUUUAUUGUAUUUUGCCUUGGAGUUUCUAUGCACUAUAAAAACCAGAAUGCAUUUACAGGUCUUUAUAUGAAUUUAUCAUUGAUAUAACAGCAUUUUUGUUGUAAAAAUGUUUGCAGUUUAAAAAGAUUUACUUCUGUAUAUUAAUUGUUUGAAACAUUUUAUUUUUUGUAUCAAUUUUUUUUGUAGGAAAUCUAGUAGCAAAAAGUAAGCUUACAGAUCAAAUCACUAGAUUGAGUAGAGCAGAAUUAAUACCUUUUGCAACAAAGAAGAGGUUAGGUAGUAUCUGGCAAAAAGCCCACCUUUUAAUCAGAUGUGGUAACAGUUUAUUGCUACCCUCACUGAGCAUUCCCAUCUUGAAACUGUGGUAUGAAGUCUUUGCCAACAUAUGCAAAUUACAUGAAUAGAUGCUUUUUGGUGUUAGCGAACAAGGGCUGCACUGAAUGCAGGCAGGAACUGGAGAACCUACAUUAAGUAUGGAUUUUAGAUCUAUGAUGUGUUCCUCCUAUCAGGACUGUAUUAGAGUUUAAGAUUGGCUGCUGUAACAGUAGUUUUGUCUUGACCUGCAUCUAGUAUGUUCUGCUCGCCAUGUCUGCAAGGCAUUUGAUGUUUAGUUUUAGGUUGGCAAGUAGUUUUUUCAUCUUGGUGAGUGGUUUUAUUCCUUGUAUGUCUGCCUGGGUUCAAACUUCCUUGGGUUUCUCUAUGGAAGGCAAUAGUAAAUAAUAUUAAAUAGUAAAUACUACAUAACUGACAUAAUGGUCAUAACUCCAAAGGCAUAAACCCUAUAGUUUUUAGUUCACAUGCCACAUAGGAAGCUCUGGAAAUCUCUUGUGUGUAUGUCAACAAAUACAUGUUGUGUAUGUUGACAACAUUCCUACUGCAGUUGCUUUGUGUAUCUGGUUUAUUAUGCAAACAUAGCCUUCAAUAGGACAAAAAUUUGGCAACCUUAAACCAAAGCUCUAGGCAAUGAUUUUUAACUCCUUCAAGCCAAGAGGUACCAAAUGAGAGCCAAAACAAUUCUGAAGAUAUUUCUUUCAAACAGCAGGUAGAGCAAGUAUAAGGAGCCACAGAAGAAUUAGCUUUAAUAAUGAACAUUAAUCUGUAGUAAUUGACUUAGACUCUGCCUACCCAUAUAACAGCUGCAUUUGUUUGGCAAAUUGUGUCUUCCAAGACAAAAUCCUUGUUUUCUUGCAAAAGUGGUAUGUUAUUGGUUUCUAUACUAACAAAAGUCCUAGAGGAAAAAAUUAGUCUGCAAAAGAAUCUUGAAGGGCUGUUCCUAAUGCUUCAAACUGGUCACUGCAAAUUCCUCCUUUCCGUAGGUCCGAAGUAGACACUAGCAGCUGUGAGACCAGAUUCCUAGUGAAGAGUGACAAAUAUUAUUUCCAAACUGCGAGCUCAGCUAGAACUGUGUGAAAAUUUCCUUAGGAUGGAGACCUAAGAAAUACCCAGUAGUGAGUCAAGAUGAUUAAGUAAUUAGGCAUAGGUCAUUUGACAUGGCCAAUCCUGAGGAAGAAAGAAAACGUGUAAGUAUUGAUGCUGAUAUUGAAAUCAGCAUCCAUGUGCCUCUGUUUUCCAGCCAAAGAAAUUAGGUUUAUAUGCUACCUUUAAAUUCACUCUGAAAACUCUUCUAUGUUGACUGCUAAGCAAUUAAAUUUAGAAAGAAACCGAUGGGUGUCUUCAGUGUAGGCAGAGUUUUUCAGAGGACCACUCAACUAUGUGUUGAGCUCCCCAGCAUGUGCAGACUGACCGCAAUUAGUCACAUGAUGUUGCAGUUCUAGUUGGGAGCUCCCCAAAAGCAGGAAGGGGAAAGGAGUGAGGAAGAAACCACUUGAGAAUGGUUGCAGGGGCAUGGAAAGGACCUGCAGAUACUCCAUAGGGGUCCUGAGGGACAGCAGGAAUGGAGUGAGAUGACUGGCAGUUCAAUGUGUGCAGAAAGACAGAGUGUAAAUUUGUAGGAAAACUUUUUUUUUGGUUGUGCCAUUCAGAGUGUUUGUGUAAAGCUCUGUACAGUGACUGUAAACAAUCUGCUACUGCUAAGCACUUGUGUAGGUGAAAACAUAAAGCCAAGUGGUAUGUUUCAUAAGAAAAUCAGAAGUUACAUCCUUGGAAAUUUUUUACCACUUGCUUUAAAUAGUUUUGCAUUCUUGUUACUUUCUUAUACCAGAGCAUAUAUAAUGCAUUAAACAAUUCUUUAUGAGAAAAAUAACUCAAGUUCCAAACUUUACAACUUGUUACUGAAACUGGGUUGUCUAAAUCUACUGUUGAUGACUGAGUUAAUAUUUAUAGUUGAAUUUUAUGAGACUUCAAACUUGUAAUGUUUAUUCUGUUAGUCAAAAUGAUUGGAUUUUAUUCCAUAAAGAAACUUAUCUGAUUCAUUUUGCUGUUCAGCCUUUUGAUUAACGAAACAAAGAUUUUUGUCCAUUUUUAUUACAUGGGUAAUAUUUCUAUCAACUGACUUACUGAAUUAUUUUCAAAUUGACAUUAAAAGUUAUGUAACAGUGCCUUGAAGGAAGGUAUUUGUUUACCAUAGUUAAGUUAAUUUUUCUCUUUUGCAAUAUGUUUGUUAAAAAUUUCAGAGGAAACAUGACAGCAAAAACUAUUUUUCUAGUGAAAGACUACUAAACCUAAUGCUUUUAUCACGCUUGCCUUAUUUUAUAUUCUGAUUUUAUACUCUGUGUUCACUCAACUGUUCUAUUGUUUUGCUUGAGCGGUAAGAUCUGUACAGAAAAUGGAACAGCCUCUGUAUGUUUGAUGUAUAUGGAAUAAUGAGUAGUUAUGAGUAGUGUUAAUUGAUAAUAUUGUAUUUACUGAGAAGUCCAAUAAAUUUUACCAUGAAGAAUCCAUGAA